Messenger RNA from Triticum dicoccoides, 2100 nucleotides. RefSeq names its product ABC transporter G family member 11-like. Gene Ontology annotation, molecular function: ABC-type transporter activity; ATP binding; ATP hydrolysis activity. The transcript has 8 exons. Gene Ontology annotation, cellular component: membrane. NCBI's taxonomy places the organism in Eukaryota, Viridiplantae, Streptophyta, Magnoliopsida, Poales, Poaceae. The record is from RefSeq and is a predicted model, not a curated record. The coding region runs from base 1 to 2100 and encodes 699 amino acids.
AUGGCUGUGUCGUCGUCGCGGCUGCCACGUUGGGCGCCCACGACCAGUCCGUCACGGUCACUCUGGCGUUGGGGCGGCGCUACAGAUGAUGCACGAACCGGCUCCGGCGGCACAGGCUGGUCGCUAAGUCGAAUAUUCGCGUGGGCGAGCGGCUGGCGGCGUAGGCCGGCGGCUUUUGACGGCGUUGAAGUAGCGCCGACAACAGCGGCAGCGGCGGUGGCGCCUACGCCAAACCGACGAUGGGCGGGCAGGGAUGACGACCCCGGAGUGUUCCUGACGUGGGAGGAUGUAUGCGUCACGGCGGCCGGCGGGGGGCGCCGGCCACCGGUGAGCAUCCUGAGCGGGAUCAGCGGGCAUGCGGCGCCGGGAGAGGUGCUCGCCAUCAUGGGGCCGUCCGGCUGCGGCAAGACCACGCUUCUUGAUACUCUCGCAGGACGGCUAGGGCCUGGAGUUACUGAAACCGGGUUCAUUUUGAUUAAUGGACGCCGGGAGAAACUUGCCUUUGGAACCUCGGCUUAUGUGACCCAAGACAACGUGUUGAUGCCGACGAUGUCGGUGCGCGAGGCCAUGUACUACUCGGCGCAGCUGCAGUUGCCGGACACGAUGUCGGCGGCGGAGAAGCGCGCGCAUGCGGACGUUGUAAUUCAGGAGAUGGGGCUCGGCGACGCCAUGGACACACGCAUCGGCGGGCAGACGAGCAAGGGCAUCAGCGGCGGGCAGCGGAAGCGGGUGACCAUCUGCAUUGAGAUACUCACAAGGCCACGGCUACUCUUCCUAGACGAGCCCACCAGCGGGCUUGACAGUGCCACCUCCUACCACGUCAUGACCCACAUUGCCAGGAUCGCUGCCAGGGAGGGCAUGACCGUCGUCGCCGCCAUGCACCAGCCCAGCGGCGACGUCUUUGACCUCUUCCACGGCCUCUGCCUGCUUGCCUACGGCAGGACGGUCUUCUUCGGAGCAGCAUCCGAUGCCACCCAGUUCUUUGCUCAAAAUGGGUUCCCAUGUCCACACGUGAGGAACCCAUCUGACCACUUCCUGAGAACAGUGAACAAAGAUUUUGACGAGGAAACUGUUGAAAGCUCCAGAGCUAGGAGAAAAAGGGCAGCUGAAGCAAUAGACAUUCUGACACAUGCUUAUCAGUCCCCCGCUUAUUCAGAAAAAACAAUGAACCGGAUAGCUGAGAUGAAAGGGAUAGGUGGAGCUCCAUUUCGAAAGAGGGAACAAGCCAGCUUCUCAACAAAGCUCUUUGUACUCACCAGAAGGUCAUUUAUAAAUAUGCACAGAGACAUAGGAUACUAUUGGAUGCGUUUUGGUGUUUACCUAGGCAUGGGCAUUUGUAUUGGUACUGUAUUCUACCAACUUGGAAACACUUACAGUUCUAUCCAGUCUAGAUGUGAAGUAAUAAUGUACAUGAUCAUACUUGUUACAUUCAUGGCUGUUGGAGGAUUCCCUUCUUUUGUAGAGGACGUAAAGGUAUUCAGAAGAGAGAGGCUGAGCGGCCAUUACGGUGUGGCAGAGUUUGUGAUCUCAAAUACAUUGUCAGCCACUCCAUACCUGACCGUCAUCUCCUUGAUCCCGGGUGCAGCAUUGUACUACCUUACGGGUUUAACCAAAGGGGCUGACCGCCUUGCCUACUUUGUCAUCAACCUAUGCAUGUGCACGUUCCUGGUCGAGAGCAUGAUGAUGAUCAUCGCUGUUAUCGUCCCAGACUUCCUGAUGGGAAUAAUAGUCGGGGCUGGAGUGCAAGGGCUGAUGAUGCUCAAUAGUGGCUUCUACCGCCUUCCCAAGGAUCUCCCAAAACCGGUGUGGAAGUACCCUUUCUACUACAUCUCCUUCCACAAGUAUGCAGUGCAGGGAUCCUACAAAAACGAGUUCAUUGGGCAGACUUUCCCGGGCGACCAGUUUAUUGAGAAAAAUGUCACCAUCAGUGGCCUUCAGGUGCUGCAGGAGAAGCUGCAGGUGGAGAUGGGGUACUCCAAAUGGGUCGAUAUUGCUAUCCUUUGUGGAAUGAUAGUGGUGUACAGGGUGGUGUUCUUUGCUAUUGUCAAGAUCGCGGAGAAAGCCAGGGCAAAACAAAGGGGAAUGAGAUGCAAAUGGUGA